UCGUGUCUGCCAUAGCGACCAACAACAACCAUUUUAUCAAGUUGGUAGUGAGGUAGACUCCUCUAGUUUUAGUGGAGUUUCUGGUCACACAUGUGAGUGUGACACGAGUGUUUGACUAUCAUAAAUUGGAAUUGAACAAAAAUCAUGGCCACAGCAACAUUAAUGAGCAGGGAAAUCCCUCCGGAGAGGCCACAAGUGCAGAUCGCCGAAACAUCAGGAGGCUCUCGUAAUGCUGAUAUGGAAAUCACUUACACGGGCAACACAGGAAACGAUAUGGGAAUCUCCACGAUGGGUUUCAGGGCUUCAAAGUAUAACCCUCCGGAGUGGCACGAAAGCAAUUAUUCUAAGUAUUAUCAAUCUUUUGUCGACAGAGAUAAUGCUGAGAGAAUUCGCCAUGAAUCUAAGAGAACGGCCAGCGAAACAGAGGCUAUUACAAACAAAACGCAAACAGAGGUGACAAAGAAGUUGGGAGAGAGAAUUCAAGAUAUUAACUUUUGGAAAUUUGAAUUAGAAAGAGAAAUACAAGAUGUCAUCUCUGAAACUGAUCUGCUGUUGUCACAGAAGAAAAGAUUGGAAAAUGCUUUGCGUGCUACAGAAAUUCCUCUUCACAUAGCCACAGAUAACUUGAACUGCCGACAGAGAAGACAAGGUGUAGAUUUGGUACAGGAUAACGUAGAACUUGGACUACUUAAAGAAGUUGAAAUUAUCAACAAUGUUCAAGAUUUGCUCAAGAAAACAAUUGACCAGUCCGAUAAGCAAAUAAAGUUAAAUAGAAAUGCAAAACAAAAUCUUGAAAUGGACUGGAGUGAUAAAAAAGAGGCUCUUGAGAUUGAUAGCAAAUCUGGUGCCCUCAGGAAUGAGCACACUGAUAAGCAGUUCUACUCUGGUGCAGCCAAGUUUGAGGAGAUUCAGUCUACUCCUGAAUCCUGGGCCCAGUUUACACAUGACAACAUUGUCCGAGCAGAGCACGAGAGGAUGGCGUCCAUUCAGCUGAGACAGCUGAUCGAUAACAUUCUGUCGGACACCUCCAGAGACAUGCGAGAGCAGUGUGACACAGUGGAUGUCUGCUUCCAGAAACGCCUUGAAGAAAUGGAGGAUGCUAAAUCUAAAAUGGAAGAAAAUCUCAGAAAGAUGUGUGAUGAAAUUUGCCAGAUGGAGAAGAACAUUGAUAUGCUUAGGAAGGCAAUCAGAGAUAAGGAAAAUCCAAUGAAGGUUUCUCAAACUCGCCUCAACAACCGCACAUACAGGCCUGGAGUCGAGCUCUGCCGUGACCCAGUACAAUAUAAAUUGGUGGGUGAGGUGAAUGAAAUUGCUCAGUCUAUUGAUGCUCUAACCGAACAACUGAACAAUGCCGAGAACUCCCGAAAGGACCUCCAGGAUAACAGGAUGGCUCUGGAGAAGGAAAUUGCCUGCAAGAAGAACAGUAUAUUCAUUGAUAGAGACAAGUGUGUCAGUGUGCGCACUAGGUACCCUACCACUCUCAAGCUGCAGGGAUACCAGUAACCGUCCAGAUUGCCCCCUUUUAGACUUUAUAUCUCACUGCUUCUGUCUGUCUGUUUAGAUCUGUUGCCAGAUCAAAGCUUGCACUGCACGUCCAUUAAUGUACUGUUGUGAAACUUUUUUAAAAUUUCUAAUCUUAUUGACAUAAUAUUUACCAUCAUGGGAUUGUAAAUCAUGCCUCAUCAAGCAAGUUUGCAGAAUCUACUAGAUCUAUCAAGUAUUUUACAAAGGGGAUCAAUUAUUCUUGGAUUUUUCCUUGCCCUUUGUACAUUAAAUUAUAUGUGUGAUAUUGAGUACAGUAUUUUGUAAAUAAAGGUAUAUGUGAAGAUUAUGAAAACAAA
Molecule: messenger RNA, 1841 nt
Organism: Magallana angulata
Lineage: Eukaryota; Metazoa; Mollusca; Bivalvia; Ostreida; Ostreidae
Product: tektin-4-like
Exons: 6
Coding region: 145-1503 (452 amino acids)
Biological process (GO): cilium movement involved in cell motility; cilium assembly
Cellular component (GO): nucleus; microtubule cytoskeleton
Source: RefSeq, a predicted model, not a curated record